Messenger RNA from Nomascus leucogenys (northern white-cheeked gibbon), 1087 nucleotides. Its product is annotated as granulocyte-macrophage colony-stimulating factor receptor subunit alpha-like. The record is from RefSeq and is a predicted model, not a curated record. Bases 1 to 1059 code for a protein of 352 amino acids. Gene Ontology annotation, cellular component: external side of plasma membrane. Gene Ontology annotation, biological process: cytokine-mediated signaling pathway. Gene Ontology annotation, molecular function: protein binding; cytokine receptor activity. The transcript is spliced from 10 exons. Lineage: Eukaryota; Metazoa; Chordata; Mammalia; Primates; Hylobatidae.
AUGUCCUGCAUCUGGAGACCUGUCUGGAUACCUGGGUCCAUCUGCAUUUCAUCUCUAAUGUUUAUGAGGGACCCACUCAGUAAGAAUGAAUGUUCAUGCACAUUUCGUGAAAUUUGUCUACAUGAAGGAGUGACAUUUGAGGUUCACGUGAAUACCAGUCAAAGAGGAUUUCAGCAAAAACUGCUUUAUCCAAACUCAGGAAGGGAGGGUACCGCUGCUCAGAAUUUCUCCUGUUUCAUCUACAAUGUGGAUUUCCUGAACUGCACCUGGGCGAGGGGUCCGACGGCCCCCCGUGACGUCCAGUAUUUUUUCUACAUACAAAACUCAAAGAGAAAGAAGGAGAUCUGGUGUCCUUAUUACAUACAAGACUCGGGAACCCAUGUGGGAUGUCACCUGCAUAACCUGUCAGGAUUAACAUCUCGCAAUUACUUUCUGGUUAACGGAACCAGCCGAGAAAUUGGCAUCCAAUUCUUCGAUUCACUUUUGGACACAAAGAAAAUAGAACGAUUCAACCCUCCCGGCAAUGUCACUGUACGUUGCAACACGACGCACUGCCUCAUAUGGUGGAAACAGCCCAGGACCUAUCAGAAGCUGUCGUACCUGGACUUUCAGUACCAGCUGGCCGUCCACAGAAAGAAUACCCAGCCUGGCACGGAAAACCUACUGAUUAAUGUUUCUGGUGAUUUGGAAAAUAGAUACAACUUUCCAAGCUCUGAGCCCAGAGCGGAACAUAGCGUGAAGAUCAGAGCUGCAGACGUCCGUAUCCUGAACUGGAGUUCCUGGAGUGAAGCCACUGAAUUUGGCUCUGACGACAGAAACCUCAGCUCUGUGUACACUUACGUGCUCCUGAUCCUGGGAACCCUUCUCUGUGGCCUCGUCCUCGGCUUCCUCUUUAAAAGGUUCCUUAGGGUACAGCGACUGUUCUCGCCAGUUCCACAGAUCAAAGACAAACUGAAUGAUAACCAUGAGGUGGAAGAUGAGAUCAUCUGGGAGGAAUUCACCCCAGAGGAAGGGAAAGGCUACCGCGAAGAGGUCUUGACCGUGAAGGAAAUUACCUGAGACCCAGAGGGUGUAGGAAUGGCGUGGA